Messenger RNA from Oncorhynchus kisutch (coho salmon), 3681 nucleotides. It is a transcript of the gene ing5a, whose product is annotated as inhibitor of growth family, member 5a. The transcript is spliced from 8 exons. The coding region runs from base 1099 to 1824 and encodes 241 amino acids. The record is from RefSeq and is a predicted model, not a curated record. Gene Ontology annotation, biological process: positive regulation of apoptotic signaling pathway; regulation of DNA-templated transcription. Gene Ontology annotation, molecular function: chromatin binding. Gene Ontology annotation, cellular component: nucleus. NCBI's taxonomy places the organism in Eukaryota, Metazoa, Chordata, Actinopteri, Salmoniformes, Salmonidae.
AUGGCAGUGGGAGAAGAUGGAACGAGAUGGGUUUGGGCCGACAUUGUGCAAAUGUUCUCAUCGGUUAAAUAUUUGAUUUAAUUAGAUUUCUGUUCCCAAAACUAAAAUAUGUUAUGAACAGAGUGGACUGUAAGGUUUGUAGACUAUACCAGUUUGCGAAAGUAAAACAAUAUUGUGUUGUGUAGAAUGAGCGCAAGCGCGAAUUGAGUUAUUGCACAUGCAGAGUAGAGGCGUUCUUUAACAAGAAUAUGCAAAUAAUGCUAGACCGCGCCAAUAGAAUGUCGCUAGCUCGUGCUUGGCUCUUGCACACUAUGAUUAAUUUGCUCCCGGCCAGUGUGCCAGUGGAAACGCCAAGCGGAUGCUUCACAUUUAUACAUUCGGUGAAAUAUCUGUCUCAUUGUUCUUUCUAUCUGUGGUAAAGAGCUGUCACGACGUGCUGAUGAUCUGUCCCCCUCAUUCACCUGACUCAGCCAAUGCUGGACUAAAUUGCCUCCUGCAGUGUUCUUAACGCUCACCCCACUACUCACUCGGCAACAACAUGUCACAGUGAAAUAUUUGUAUAUAUUUUUUAAGAGAAACGCCAUGGCGGGCGCAGUGCAACAAUGUUUUCAAAGUAGCCCAAUUUCGGGAAAACCGCAGACAUGGGAACCCUAGCUGCAUUAUUUAAACGCAAACACAUUAGCUAGCACAAGACAAACAAACUGAUUUAACAUCUCGUGUAACUUUGAAGAUUUGUGAUCAAACCAGACAUGUAUACAAGUCGUAUUUAAAAAAGUUAAAUAUUUACAAAAUGUACUCCUGACGGCGUUCUGAGCUUGUGAAAAGCAAAAUUACUUUUAUCUAAGACAAAUAGUAAUAUUAGUAGUUAUUCGUAAUGUUACAUUAAUAAUAUGGGUAUGAUCUUUACUGUUUGAAGCGUAUUAAAAUAUGAAGGAGCUACACCUUAAAGUUAUCCAAUCAGAAGAACAUAUUCAAACCUGUAUUUUAAGCCAAUGAAAAUUGAGGACGUCAUGAAUUAGAAACGUAUCUAGCGUUCGGCUAAGCUAGUUGGCAAAAAAAUACGUUUACUAGCUUGUCCUGUAAAAUAGAAUUGAAAAGAUGGCGACGGCAAUAUACCUGGAACAUUACCUCGACAGUAUUGAGAAUCUGCCCUGUGAACUACAGAGGAACUUUUCACUGAUGCGGGACCUGGACAAUAGAACUGAAGCGAAAAAAGGAGAGAUCGACAAGCUGGCAGAGGAGUACAUCUCAAGUGUAAGGAACUUGGCUACGGAACAGAGGGUUGUGCACCUGCAGAAGAUCCAGAGUGCUUACUGCAAGUGCAAAGAGUUCAGCGAUGACAAAGUGCAGCUUGCCAUGCAGACAUAUGAAAUGGUAGACAAGCAUAUCCGCAGGCUGGAUGCAGACCUGGCCCGAUUUGAGAAUGAGCUGAAGGAGAAGCUGGAAGUGAGCGGCUAUGACAGUCCAGAAGGAAGAGGGUUAAAGAAGGGUGAAGGUCGGGGACUGAGGGAGAAGCGUGGACCCAAGGGGAGAGGCAGGAAAUCAUCGGAUGAGGAUUCUCCCAGGAAGAAAAAGCUUAAAAACAGCCCAGAAUUGAGUGACGCUCUCCUGCCAAUGCAACCAUCAGAUGUUUUGGACAUGCCAGUUGAUCCAAAUGAGCCAACAUACUGCUUGUGCCAUCAAGUGUCAUAUGGAGAGAUGAUUGGAUGUGAUAACCCUGAUUGCCCAAUUGAGUGGUUUCACUUUGCUUGUGUUGAUCUUGCUACGAAGCCAAAGGGAAAAUGGUUUUGUCCACGAUGCACCCAGGAUAAGAAGAAAAAAUGAUCUAUUUCUUAAGUACUUUUCUAUUAAUGUGUUUUUUUUUGUCUGUAGUAAAAUAGUGUAAUAUAUUUACAAAAAAUAUUUCCCUUUCUAUUAUGGCUGUGCAUAGAUAUGAUGGUCUAAAUACAAAGCUUUUAUUCAAAGUACUUGAAAUUUGUAAAGGUUUUAGUAUUUGACAAACACAUUUAACUGCUGUUGAUAAUACAUUUUCUCCAUGGUUUAGUUAUUUUUUUAAAUUCUGUCCAAGUGUUACGAUCUAAUUUGUGCCUGCAUUUUAGUUACCUAGCUACCUCUUGGGUUCAAGCACAAAAUAUGUAUACAACAAUCUUGAAUCCUGCCAAAAGAUCUUAAACCAAGCAAACAAAAAUGUUCACUCCGUCCAUUUUUGGACUAAUAAGCUAUCUGGUAAAAGGUGUACUAUAUUUUUAUAUCGACUGUCAAAAGCAGUUGCCCUCUCUUGAAUGUAUGAUGGUGAUAAUGGUCAGACAUUUAGGAAGCUACUGGGAUUUCUUUGCCAACAUAACCAGUGAGCAUUAAAGCACUUUGAAUUAAAAUCAACUGCUCACCACUAAUUAUUAACAAUGCCUAGAUACAAAAGGAAAAAACUCUGGGGAAUGGUGUUCCAAAGAUAUCUUAUUUAAACUGCUAUAAAGUAUGAAAGAAAGACCAGCAGUAGCUAGGUUUCCAUCCAAUUUGCGACUGAUUUUCAUGCAUAUAUUCUAAAAUCUGCAUACGAACUGCAUUUCCAUCAAACUUCCGAUGGUUAUCACAAACUGUUGUGAUAAUGGUCUAUAGACAGUUCAGACAGGGUAGGUUAUAUGAUGAGGUAUAGAAAAAAGCCAGAUCACUUUUAGCAGCCAAGCAUCAUUCAAAUUAUAGCCUUUGACAUUUAGUGGAAAAUUGCAUGAAGCUCAUCACCAUAUGCUCUUAUCCAGUGACUUACAGGAGCCAUUGGGGUUAAGUGCCUUGCUCAAGGGCACAUCAACAGAUUUUUCACAUUUUUUGGAUUCUGGGAUUUUUUUGUGGUUACUGGCCAUUACUGGCCCAAUGCUCUUAACCUCUAGGCUACCUGCCGUCUACUUAACCACCAUAACUUAUUUCACGAACUUCAUAACUUAUGACGAACUUUAACUUAACUGCCGAUAAACUCUGCAUGCUUUUUCACUUUGUGUUAGUAGAACAACGAAACAUAUCAUUCAUUGCAUGACUUCAAGCUUACUGCGGUUUUUAUAUGGCAAUAUUUGCGUGUAAAAACAUUAUCACCGCAAUUGUGGCAAUAUCCCACUUUGUCUUGCGUAUUUUGUUUUGGCAACAUUGGGAAAUGUACCGUUUACAUGAGGCCUGUCGUGAGUUUAAAAAAAUAAAUGCGUCAGGUAAUUAAUCUGCAUGAAAUGGUUGGAUAGAAACCUGGUUAUUUGAAGAAAUUGAACAUAAAUGAUUCUGAGCUAUUAUCCACUGUAUAAAACCACUGCUAUUGCUUUUGAAUAUUUUUUUGACCUAAAAUUAAAUGUAGAGAUUCAGAUGAUAUUUGAUAGUUGUAUGUGCUACUUUUUAUUCAAACCUUACACAAUACUAUUGUACUUGAUAUAGAAUACAAUGUUGACAACGACAUGUGACAAGAAUAUUACUUUCCAAAGAUUGUUACUUUAGACAUGUGACAAGAAUAUUACUUUCCAAAGAUUGUUACUUUAGAUAAUUGUUUGAGAUUCUUAGGGGUUUAGCAUAAACUUCUCUUUGAUAUAUUCACAGUUAACUAAUCUUGUACAAGUAUAAUGCUGUUGAAACAGAGGGUCAAGGAGACAAAGUACUUGUAUUUUGUAAAUGUAAGUUUCAUAUCAAUAAACAUGUACAACUACUCAA